UAAACAUUAAAUCUAAGCUUUAAAUGAAUUAUAUUUGGUUCAAUAACUUUCAAUCUGAAUGUGUAUGAGGAAUUGAGGAUGAUAUUGUUUUGAAAAGAGAAGCAAAACACAAAAAUGGCGGUUUUUCACACUCCCAUCGUCUCUAUUUCUUCCACCGCAUUGACGACUUUGCUAGCUCCGACGAAACCCAAAAGCUCAAAUUUAGCUUCCCUACCCAUCUCCGGCUGCGUUAUCCCGCGUUCUCUGUCGAAAAUUCCAAGCUUAUUCCUUCUUCGAGCAACCCCACUUCAGAAAUACGUCUAUCCAGACCCAAUUCCAGAAUUCGCUGUUUAUGAGACGAAGAAGUUCCGGGAAGAGCUCAAGAAAAAACUGUACAAGGAAAGGGAUACAUUUGGCGAUGAUCUUGAUAAAGUCGUUGAUACAUGUACAGAGCCCUCACAACAGAACUUGCAAUCAAUGUUUUCAUGGCAGCUUGUAUGAACCUGUUUCUGUAUACACCCUCCUAACCAUUUAUUUAGUGAGUUUGUGCACAAGGAGUAUGGAGGACCCGGGACAUUGGUGGUGGAGCCGUUCACGGACAUGUUAAUUGGACUAAAGCAAAGGAAGCUGCCAGGGGCAAAUUUGGCAGCCCGGGCAUCACUUUUGUGGGCUCAAAACUACCUUGAUCAUGACUGGGAAAUUUGGAACUCCAAACUACAAUAAUUUAUUUUUGUUUUUUGUUUUUUGAUUUUGUGAUUACAUUUUGAGAAAAGUGCAAAUUUGGUCCCUAUGUUUGGAAAAAAAAUUGGGUAUGAGUCCUUAAAACUAUAAACUUUGCACAUAAUGUCCUUUUGGGCAUUUUUAAAUUUUGGUUGUUCGUUUGGUCCUU
Lactuca sativa (garden lettuce) is the source of this 868-nucleotide messenger RNA. Its product is annotated as protein PLASTID REDOX INSENSITIVE 2, chloroplastic. Lineage: Eukaryota; Viridiplantae; Streptophyta; Magnoliopsida; Asterales; Asteraceae. Gene Ontology annotation, biological process: regulation of gene expression. The record is from RefSeq and is a predicted model, not a curated record.